AUGUCCGCUUGUACAGAGAUGUUGCGUACGAUUGAGGUCAUCGGGCACUGGUUCACUUUGAAGAUGAUGUACCCUGGUGGGCCGAACAAUGGAGACAGUCCCAUCUACUCGCAGCAACCUUCGCAGUACGCCACGAGUACCACAAAGCGGUAUUCGAGCACUUUUGGAACACCAUAUGUCACCACCACUGGUUAUGCUACCAAGCCUACGGCAACUUCGACUAAGAAAAUCGUGAUUCCAUCCACUACAGUCCAAACUUCCUACCCAACAGAUGUAAAGCCUCAGGAUGGUUAUCGAGCAAUCGGCUACUUCGGCAAUUGGGACAUUUAUGCGCGAAAGUUUUUCCCACAGGACAUUCCAGCUGAUAAACUCACCCACUUACUCUAUGCCUUUGGCGACAACAAGGAUGAUGGCACUGUCUUCUUCACAGACACGUACGCGGAUACCGAUAUACACUACGCCGGAGACUCCUGGUCAGAGAUGGGAGACAACGUCUAUGGUGCCGUGAAACAACUUCAGCUUCUAAAGGCGAAGAACCGUAACCUCAAAGUCAUGCUGAGCAUCGGCGGAUGGACUUACACAAACACUAACAAGCACAUGGAUGCCCCCGCAUCCACUGCCGCCGGCCGUAAGAAGUUCGCGGACAGCUGUGUGGACAUGAUUCGCAACUAUGGGUUCGACGGGAUCGACAUCGAUUGGGAAUACCCUCAAAACACGCAGCAAGGCGGACAACUCCUUGACCUGCUCAAAGCCAUCCGCAGCGCACUAGACGAGUACGCUAACACCCUGAUCUAUGAAGAUGGUCACGGAAGCUCUGAGAAACCCCACUUUGAGCUCUCAAUUGCCGCGCCUGCCGGCGAGUCCAACUACAAGAACAUGCCUCUGCGUGAGAUCAGCCAAGUCCUUGAUUUCAUCAACCUUAUGGCAUACGAUUACACUGGCUCCUGGGACAAGACUUCAGGCCACGCGCAGAACCUGUACAAGUCCCGUUCGAAUCCUGUCUCGACGCCGUACAACACAUACGAUGUCGUGCAGGCCUACUUCAACGCUGGUGUAGGUCCCUCGAAGAUUAAUCUGGGCAUGCCAGUGUAUGGUCGCGCAUUCACCAACACAGCAGGCCUCGGACAGCCAUACGAUGGGAACGGCAAAGGUACAUGGGAGGCCGGUGUAUACGACUGGAAGGACCUGCCCCUCCCCGGAACACAAGUAUACUACGACCAGGAAGCCGGUGGCACAUACAGCUACGACAACAUUACGGGCAUGCUGAUCAGCUUUGACACCGUCGACAUGGCCCUCAAGAAGACAGACUGGCUGAAAAAGACCGGCUUAGGAGGUGCAAUGUGGUGGGAGCUCAGUGGCGAUCGCUACGACGGGCCGGGAGGGCUUAUUGACAAUGUCGUGAAGGCUCUUGGAGGCAAUAGUGGGCUGGAGCAGAAGAACAACUGGCUCCGAUUCCCUGACUCUAAGUUUGACAACAUUAAGGCUCUGGGAUACUAG
Molecule: messenger RNA, 1497 nt
Organism: Didymella exigua CBS 183.55
Lineage: Eukaryota; Fungi; Ascomycota; Dothideomycetes; Pleosporales; Didymellaceae
Product: glycoside hydrolase family 18 protein
Exons: 4
Coding region: 1-1497 (498 amino acids)
Biological process (GO): chitin catabolic process; carbohydrate metabolic process
Cellular component (GO): extracellular region
Molecular function (GO): chitinase activity; chitin binding
Source: RefSeq, a predicted model, not a curated record